Molecule: messenger RNA, 3468 nt
Organism: Cladocopium goreaui
Lineage: Eukaryota; Dinophyceae; Suessiales; Symbiodiniaceae
Source: the annotation of a GenBank genome assembly
AUGUCUGCAAGGUACUCAAAGGCAGAGUAUGAGAGCCUAAAUCCUCUUGGCAGAGGCGUGGACAACCCAGAGGGUGGUUCAAGAGGGCUCUAUCAGGUCUGCAUGGUGUUUCAGUGCAAAACAUCGAAAAGAGUCAAGUUUGAAGAGCAGGACAACGAGUAUUACACUAUCAGGGCGCUAAAGCAGCCGGAACCUGGUGAUCUGGCAACAAUGCAGGUGUGCAGCAUGCAGCCUUCAGCAGACCUUUGGCAGAAAGUUCCAGGCUACUCCUCUGAUGACGAGGACGCAAGGUCCGGAUUUCCUGAGCCUACGACACAGCAACUUGAGAGCAGACUAACAGAGGUGCUAGCAUCUCUGGGCAGUCGGUAUUCUGAUCGGCCGACCAUUCAGUUCCGAGCAGCUCCUUUACCAGGCAGCAAAGCUCAAACGUCCAAGAGCCGAUCAUCUACAUGCUGCACAUGCCCUCCUGCUUUCUUACUGAACUCGGAUGCUCCGAUCUUGCGUGACACCUUUCAGCUGAAUGGGAUGAUCCCUACUAUGUGUAACGAUUAUGCUAUACAGUGGUCAGGUCCAAACAUUCGGGACAACGUCUAUCAGUGCAUGAUGGACUGGCAAAGGAUAAAUCACUUCCCGAACUCCACGGAAUUGACAAGGAAAGAUCGUUUGUGGUUGCAUUUUGCGCAGAUGGCUAAGAACUACGGCAAGGGUUGCUUUGAUUUCGUUCCCGAGACGUAUGUUCUACCGGACAACUUUGAUGCUUUCUUGAAGUGUUAUCAAAGGUCUAGAUGUCAUUGGAUUGUGAAGCCCAAUGCUUCAUCGCGUGGAAGGGGAAUUUUCAUUUUGCAAGACUUGUCUGAGCUGCCCCUGGAUGAGACAGUGGUGGUCUCGCGUUACGUCCAAGAUCCCCUCUUGAUUCAAGGAUAUAAAUUUGAUUUGCGAGUCUACGUUCUGGUGACCUCUUAUGAUCCUUUGAAGGCCUACAUCUAUCGCGAGGGUUUGACACGUUUUGCUUCGGCACCAUACAGCACUCAGGAAGAACAUAUGCAAGAUGCCUUCCGGCACUUGACGAACUACUCUGUGAACAAGAACUCAAAUACCUUCGUUGAAAACAGUGACAUGCGAGCUGACAAUGUGGGCCACAAGUGGAGCCUUUCAGCCCUAAACAAACAUUUGCGCUGCGUGGGAGUUGAUGUGAAUCUCAUGUGGGUUCGAAUUAUGGAUCUCAUCGUCAAGACCUUGUUGUCGGUUGAGCCAGCCAUCAGUAGCAGAACCAAGCAGCUCACAGGAAACCGAGAGAAUUGUUUUGAACUCUACGGCUUUGAUGUUCUGGUGGAUAGUGACUUGAAGCCGUGGCUUUUGGAAGUGAACUUAAGUCCAAGCAUGCAAGCUGAAUCACCUUUGGACUGGCAAAUCAAAAGCUCUCUCUUGGCGGACACGUUCAAUCUGGUGGGCAUCCAUUCGAAUGAAAGAACCCCAAAGCUGGAUCGGAUGAGAGCGACCUAUUGUCAACCUUGGAAACAAAAUGGACAAGGAGCCAAGGAGAAUCGAAAAGAUGACGUCCCAAACGUCGAUGAUAGCCAUGCCCCCCUGGUGCUGAAUGCACUCUCUGAUGGCAACUUGAAGAUGUUAGCCAAAUCCAUUGGGGAACGCUCUCGAUGUCACAAUUUUGUGGUGCUCUACCCAACGCGAGCUGCCGUGAAGAGAUACGGCAUGAUCACCGAGGCGCGAGCCCAGCAAUUAGCCCCUCGUGGUGCGAGUCUUCUGUCGAAAGUGAACCGAUGUUUGUCUCAGUCGCAGAUGUUGGCCUCUCUGCUGUAUGGCCCUUUUCCUUCCAGAUCCGCCACUGAACUGAAACGGGCAAUUGGCCCCUCCGAAAGCUUCUACAACGACCUUUUUGUGGCGGAUGUGGAGGACUGGCCACCGGAAGAGCCAACUGGACCCAAUCCUGUGCUGGCUGACUUGGAAAGCAUCUUGCAAGCAUCAAGUCCAAUAUCCUGGAAGGAUCUCCGACCCGCCUUCUUCACGAAGCCUCUUCCUGCGGCCGUGAACCCCACAGUGGAGUCGGAGCUUCGAGAGACUGCCUUAGCCUCCGCUCGGCGGGCGCUUGGCGCACUAUCAGGCACCUCGAGAAGUUCGCCCCAGGAGCAGAAGUGUGAAGAUGAUGAGGAGGAAGACUCCUCAAGAGAAAGGGAGUUUCCAGCAAGUGGCUCUUGCCUACUCUUAAUGGAAUACCUGAUCCGCUUGGAGGCUACUUGUGAGAGUCUUGCACCUGCUGGAUGGGCUCGACUGGUACAAAGUGCUUCGUACGCGCGACUGUCAAAGUUCCAGCGGACUCUUCCCAAAGUCUUUGCGAAGCUUGCAAGUUUGAGCAACCGCUCCUCCACACCUCCAGAGGCUUGUCGCGAGAGUCUGCACUUCUUGGAACAGUUGGCCUGGCCGGAGACUUCCAACUCGGUACAAGACACUGAUGAGAGAUUGCUUGCCCAGCGGCGACCAGCCCAGAUGCUUGUCGAAGCGCCGCAUUCUAAGAUCAUUCUAGUUCUAGCCACGGUGGAAUUGUACCGGAGGCUCCUGCCUCUGGCCCUUGCGCUUCCAGAUCUUCAGGCUGCAGAUUUGGAGAAACUGUUGCCAGCAGUUCUGCAUAUUCAGUUCAGAUCUGGUCAUUUGAUUACUUGUGACUUGGAUACUCAAGCUGGAGAGCGGCGUGCCAAAGGUGGACGAACCUCAUUGAAGAGUUCGGUGAUGACGCGAACCUGGGCACCUUUGCCGAGGCAGAAGUCCAGAAGCAUGCUACCAGUCAUCCAUGGCGAGUGGGAAGCUCGUGACAUCGUGACCUUUUUUCUUAUCUCCAGUCGCAAGGCGCCUGGUCCUCUCUCUGAGAUACUUUGCGUAGACUCCCUAGAGCUUGGAUUUGCUGAGAAGUCCCUAAGAUCAGAAUCCCCAUCCCAGAUGAUCCCAGCAUGUUCCCCGGGGGCUGAGGCAGUCAUGAAGGUUGUCGAUGCAGCGAUCUGUUCGAAGACCGCAGACCAUCAGCCGCCCUUCGCGCAGCACGAGUUUGAGGAGCAACUUGCGAGGCAUUCGACGCCGGGUGAGCGAAUCCGGGUCAUAAUGGGCUUAGACUGCUUGGAUUGUGGUGUGGAGCUGAAUCAAUGUUGGAACACCAUGGCUGCCAUGAUGCUGGCUGAGUCAGGUCACAAGUCACUCGUCCCUGAUGUGAAAGAAGCGAAGGUGAUGGCCGGUCCAUGCGACGACCUGGCAGUAAAUCUCGAGUCGAAGCCUUUCUUUUUCGGAUGUUUGUGUAGGCAAUACCUGAACUUCCAGAAGCAGCUGCCCCAGCUACAGUGGAUUGCAUGCUGCAGCAACAACUCCGUCAAUUCUUUUGAGGCUCCAGACCUGCAGACCAAAGAGAUGUCGGGAUCUCAGCUCAAGGCCAAUGCAGCAAACUGGCAAGCUGGGCGUGACAUUUGA